CACUGGACUAACACCACACAUUACACAUUUUAAAAUCACAUUCCUGUAACAACACCCCUCUAUAAAAUCCUAAAAACACCCAAAAAAUAUCAGUCUUGAACAAUGGAAGGUACCAUUCGUUGUGCUGCAAAUUACGUCCCUCUUUCCCCGAUCAGCUUCUUGGAGAGAUCUGCUGUUGUUUAUAGAGAUAGAUUAUCUGUUGUUUAUGGUGAUCGUGUCAAGUUCACUUGGAAAGAGACUCAUCAACGAUGUCUUAAGCUUGCUUCGUCGAUCGCUUCUCGGUUUCAAAUUUCUCGUGGAGAUGUUGUGGCUGUCCUAGCUCCAAACAUCCCGGAAAUGUACGAGCUCCAUUUCGCCGUUCCGAUGGCCGGAGCUGUUCUUUGCACCCUCAACAUCCGUCACGAUUCAAAAAUGGUGUCAACUUUGCUUAAACACUCAAAUGCCAAACUCAUAUUCGUUGAUCACCAGUUUAUAGAUGUUGUUAAAGGCGCAAUUGAGAUCAUGUCGAAAUCACCGGCCACGGUGCCUCAAAUUGUCCUAAUCCCGGAUUCCGGCGAACUUCCGGCACUUCCGAAGUCGAACAUGGUCGAAUAUGAAGCUCUUUUGGCAAUGGGAAGUCUUGGUUUUGAGAUUAGGAGACCGAUCGACGAGUGUGAUCCGAUUGCGCUUAAUUAUACAUCGGGUACGACUUCGAGUCCCAAAGGGGUGGUUUAUAGUCACCGCGGCGCUUAUUUGAACUCGUUAGCCGCUGUUUUACUUAAUGAGAUGCGGUCGAUGCCGGUAUACUUAUGGACGGUUCCAAUGUUUCAUUGCAACGGGUGGUGUUUGACGUGGGCCGUGGCAGCGCAAGGCGGCACUAACGUGUGUCUACGGGCGGUGACUGCGAAGGGGAUCUUCGGAUCCAUAUCUCGACAUCAAGUGACACAAAUGGGUGGUGCGCCAACGGUUUUGAAUAUGAUAAUCAAUGCGCCGGAAACCGAGCGGGUCCCACUUCCCGGAAAGGUGACAGUGAUGACGGGUGGAGCGCCUCCGCCUUCGCAGGUGGUGUUUGGUAUGGAGCAGCUUGGGUUCGAUGUGUGUCACGCAUAUGGUCUCACGGAGACAUACGGUCCGGGAACCGUGUGCGCCCCGAAACCCGAGUGGGACUCGCUACCGUUGGAAACUCAAGCGAAACUUAAGUCGCGGCAAGGCGUAACUCAUUUGGGGAUGGAAGAAGUCGACGUUAAGGAUCCGGAGACGAUGAAAAGUGUCGCGUGGGAUGCGAAAACAAUCGGAGAGGUCAUGUUCCGUGGAAACACCGUGAUGAACGGGUACUUAAAUGACAUUAGCGCGACACAUGAAGCUUUUAAAGACGGGUGGUUUCGGAGUGGGGAUUUAGGUGUUCGACAUUCGGAUGGUUAUAUCGAACUCAAGGAUCGAUCGAAAGACAUUAUAAUAUCUGGUGGUGAGAAUAUUAGUACGAUUGAGGUGGAAUCGGUGCUUUUUCGGCAUCCAGCGGUUCUAGAGGCUGCAGUCGUGGGUCGGCCUGACGAUCAUUGGGGCGAGACGCCGUGUGCUUUUGUGGAGCUAAAACAAGGAUACAAGGUAAAAGAAGACGAGUUAAUAGCCUACUGCCGGAAAAAUUUACCGCGGUAUAUGGCGCCCCGAACCGUGGUGUUUCGGGAGUUGCCGAAGACGUCGACAGGGAAGACGCAGAAGUUUGUGCUCCGGGAACAGGCCAAGGCGAUGGGGAGUUUGUCGUCGAAAGGAAAGAGCAAAUUAUAAGGUUGUAGCUUGUGAAUUAUAUUUGUACUGUAAUAACGGUUGCAAAUUAAUGAUUUAGGAGUAAAGUGCUAAAAUCGUCCAUGUGGUUUGACUCAAAUUGCUAGAUCAGUCCAAAAUCAUUUUUUUUUGCUAAAA
Molecule: messenger RNA, 1899 nt
Organism: Helianthus annuus (common sunflower)
Lineage: Eukaryota; Viridiplantae; Streptophyta; Magnoliopsida; Asterales; Asteraceae
Product: probable acyl-activating enzyme 1, peroxisomal
Exons: 2
Coding region: 103-1764 (553 amino acids)
Source: RefSeq, a predicted model, not a curated record